AUGUCCAGAGGAGAACUGUCGACGUCUCUUCCGGCGUACCAACCGGUGAACCACGACUUCUUGGCGAUCAACGUGAAGGUAAUGUACCUUGUGGGUCAGUGGAACGGUUACUGGCAGGACAAGCGAAAUUGGCGCUACUCGGCGUACUUGGGGUACGCCGUGUUCAUGAUCCUCGUCAUGACAGUCCAUUUCAUCUCUGAGGUUCUGGAGCUCUACGUCAGCUGGGGAGACUUCACCAACUUCGCCAGCACCGCCUGGUUCGCCAACAACUACGGCGCUACUAUCAUCAAGCAAGUCUUCAUCUUGGCUCAGGCGGAUCGGAUUCAGAGCGUGACCCAGCGGCUGAGAGGUGGCGUACUGUCGAGCGGGUUGCGGUGGUCUAAGGAGCAGGACGAAAUCGCCCGAAACACGAACCGGAAGACAAGGUUCUUGUCCAUCGCGUACUACGCCAUAGCAGUGAGCUCUUGCACGGGUCUAAUCGUCAUCAGCCUCCGCACGAGCUAUCGUCAGCUGUCGGGAGCCGCCAAUCUCACCGAAGUGGGCGCCGACACAAUGGAACUUCCUCUGAGGGCGUGGUUUCCCGUGGACAUGCAGAAUCCGCAGAACUUUUUGCUUUUAUUCGGAUUCCAACUUUUCAUAGUGGCCGCCGGUCCGAUGAUAAACAUUGGAACAGAUACGUUUAUUACGGGCCUCAUAAUCCACGCGUGCGGUGAGUUCCGCGUUCUGAAGAAGUCACUGAGGAACCUGAAGCAGCGGGCACGGCAGCUACUACAGGAGGACACCGGCUGCAGGAAGACAACGUCGAACUGUAAAAUAUCUCUAUCGAGUGUGGCAGUUCCGGAAAGUACAAACCACACUGAUAACCACUUCAAGAGAGCAAAGUUUUGUCCAGAAGCCACAGAACCAGCGCAUGAGAACGGCUUUCUGAAUGCAAAGGCCGACGUGGACUCGAAGGUUCACAAAGCCCUCGUGGAGUGCGUACGUCAUCACCAACAACUGCUCCUAUUUGUUUCAGAUUUGGAAGACAUGUUCAGUUCCAUGAUGUUUUUUCAGUUCUUAUCAAUAUCUCUGAGGAUCUGUCUCAUCAUAUUCCACAUUACGAUGUCGGACGAUGAAGGUUUGGUGCAACUGACAUACUUGCAGAUACUCUGCGUCUCUUUCCUUCAGGGGCUGCCUUUUUGCUGGUACGGCAGCGAUCUAACUUACCAGAGCGAAUGUGUGGCUCGCGCCAUGUACGAGACGCCGUGGUUGGAAGGACCACUCAAGUUCCGACGAUCUCUCACGAUAAUAGUCACCCGCGCCCAAGCCCCUCUCCGGCUCACAGGAGGGAAAAUCUACGUUAUGUCCCUGGAAACAUUCCAAGCUAUGAUCUACGCGUCAUUCUCUUUCUUCAAGUUGCUUCAACAACUCAGUGUUUCGUAGGCGCUACCAGUGGCUGCAUCGGCGGAAGAUACCGCGUAAAUGUCCUUCUGCUGUCCCCUCUUUGACUUUCUUGUGACAGAAUUCUUUUAAAGUGCUUUAACAACCGAAGUUCCUCUUUAUAUCCUGCUUUGAAUACUUUGUUAGAUGGGAAAUGACUCGCAAACCCGGGACCGGCUUGUUGACUUCUUAAGGAUUCUGAAGGUGAACCACUAUAACCAUACUCUUCAGAGAACAGCUGUUAUUAAUGAUUAUUAUAAAUUUAAAUAAUCCUUUUAUAUUUUGUAGCCGUCAACAAAUUGGAUGUCUCAAGGCUACAGCAAAAUUGUACAACGUUGUAACACAAACGGGCGAGUGAAGACAGCUCGGUAGUCGCAGAGUAGCGUUGACUUAGAACCAAACGUUAACGCGGGGGUGUCCUUGAAGCAUGCAGUUUUGUGACGCCUACUAUAGCAACUGCCUAAUAAUAAUUUACUGUUUGAAGGCUUUGCACCAAUAGAUUUUUACCAGCAAUAAAUGAACACAGAGAAAAGUUUGUUAUGAAAAAUCACGAAAACCUAAUUUGAAGAAUAUAUGUACUCAAAUUUGGAGUACGUAUUUCCGUCCGUAU
Messenger RNA from Zootermopsis nevadensis, 2029 nucleotides. RefSeq names its product 4-vinylanisole receptor. NCBI's taxonomy places the organism in Eukaryota, Metazoa, Arthropoda, Insecta, Blattodea, Termopsidae. Gene Ontology annotation, cellular component: plasma membrane. The record is from RefSeq and is a predicted model, not a curated record. Gene Ontology annotation, molecular function: olfactory receptor activity; odorant binding. Gene Ontology annotation, biological process: detection of chemical stimulus involved in sensory perception of smell; sensory perception of smell.